CCCGUAUAUUAUUCCCAUUUUCCCCUUUCAUUACACUUCAAAAAUAUAAUCUUACACUUCUAUAUAUGAUCAGUUAUGAUGGAGAUGGUCAUUCUCUUUUGUCUUUACGCUUGUUUUUGUAUAAGCUCUAGCAAGGGCACAAUGAAUCAACCAAAAAAUGUCAGUGUACAAGCAGUCUUAGCAUUCGGAGACUCCACGAUGGAUCCGGGGAAUAAUAACUACAUCAAAGCUUUGUUCAAGGCAAACUUCCCCCCUUAUGGAAAGGAUUUUAUGGGCGGAACACCGACUGGAAGGUUCUCGAAUGGGAAAAUCGUUACUGAUGUUUUUGCCAAGGAAUUAGGAGUGAAGGAGUAUCUUCCGGCAUAUCUAGACCCUUCCAUACAAGACAAAGAUCUUCAAACCGGUGUUAGUUUUGCUUCUGCCGGCUCUGGAUAUGAUCCCCUAACAACCACAAUAACGUCGGCUAUACCAUUACCAGUUCAGUUGGACAUGUUCAAACAAUACAUGGGGAAGCUCAUCAAGAAAAAUGGGAAAGAAGUUGCCAACAAUAUAAUCAGCAACAGUGUAUUUUUUAUUUCUGCAAGCUCCAACGAUUUUCUGCUAAACUACUUCUCUUUUCCCACCAGAAGAUCACAAUAUGAUGUUCGUGCUUAUAAUGAUAUGCUGGUAAAGCAGGCAGUAGGCUUUGUACAGGAUUUACACAAACUGGGAGCAAAAAAAGUAGCUGUCCUUAGCGCAGCGCCAAUCGGCUGUGUACCAUUUGAGAGAACUUUAGCUGGAGGAACACAUAGAAUGUGCGUAGACGAGUACAACAAAGCAGCACAAUUGUUUAACAGCAUGCUAAAACAACAGCUCCAACUGCUUGCAAGCAGCCUUCAUGAGUCCAGGGUUGCCAUUGUUGAUUUCUACAAUCCACUCAUAAAAAUUCUUGAAAAUCCUCAGCAAUAUGGCUUGGAAGUCACAGAUAGAGGCUGUUGUGGAACCGGAGAUGUAGAAUUCAGUUUCUUUUGUAAUAAACUGAGCCCAACAUGCAGCAACACCUAUAAAUUCCUAUUUUGGGAUAGCAUCCACCCAUCAGAAAAAGGAUAUAGCAUCUAUGUCGAUCAAGUUCUACCAGAUUUGGUCAAAAGUUUGUUCUAAGGUCAACAGAUUUAACUUCUAAGAUAAAUUGUUGGUGUUGAAAUACUGGACCUUGUUUAUUUAUGAAUGAAUAAUACUUUGGUUCUUAUGUAUCGAAAGAAAGUAAGAAAAAGUUUGUACACC
Helianthus annuus (common sunflower) is the source of this 1263-nucleotide messenger RNA. Its product is annotated as GDSL esterase/lipase At5g45960. The coding region runs from base 76 to 1140 and encodes 354 amino acids. The transcript is spliced from 5 exons. The record is from RefSeq and is a predicted model, not a curated record. NCBI's taxonomy places the organism in Eukaryota, Viridiplantae, Streptophyta, Magnoliopsida, Asterales, Asteraceae. Gene Ontology annotation, cellular component: extracellular region. Gene Ontology annotation, molecular function: hydrolase activity, acting on ester bonds.